Molecule: messenger RNA, 2938 nt
Organism: Cottoperca gobio
Lineage: Eukaryota; Metazoa; Chordata; Actinopteri; Perciformes; Bovichtidae
Product: transmembrane protein 65-like
Exons: 8
Coding region: 298-1056 (252 amino acids)
Biological process (GO): regulation of cardiac conduction; cardiac ventricle development
Cellular component (GO): mitochondrion
Source: RefSeq, a predicted model, not a curated record
CUGCUGGGCGAUGACGUGCCCUGACUGCCCUCCCAUCCGCCUCACACCAUCCUGUCAGCCAGAGGUUACACCAGCCGGGAUAACGCUCGCAAAUAUGUGAUUGUGUACCAAUACUACAGCCAGUUCGGUGUUUGGGUUGUUUUGUGCGGCUGUCUACAACAUCUCACCGCUGGUAAAUAAGCAACGUGUGCGUCGGAGCAGCUUCUGUAUUUCCAAGGUUUCUUGUGGAGGUUGUUGGACGGGACAGCGGGACCAUCGACUGAGUUCCCGGCGCAUUGCUCUAACCCCAUCCCAGCGAUGCUGCCCUGCCUGCGUAUUGUCCUGCGGCCCGCCUUCUCUCUGAGAGCCGGGACUGCGUUGGCCACAGCCGGACUCAGCAACCACCAAACACCCGCCAUAGCAUCCUGUGCACGUUUCGCCCCAGAGCCUCCUCUCUCCAUGCUGGUGCAGCGGCGUAACCUGGGCACACACCCGAUGAAGGAGCCCGUGGAUCCCCUCGACUCGCCCCGCGGAGCCAAGGAGUUUAUUUAUACUCUCCAUCCUUCUGAGCGAAGCUGUCUGCUGAGAGAGCUGCACAAGUUUGAGUCCAUAGCCAUAGCUCAAGGGCAGCUGGAAGUUGCACCACCUACUUCAGCAGAGUUAAGAUAUGUUCUGCUGCACAAUGCUAUCCCUUUCGUUGGAUUUGGAUUCCUGGACAACUGCAUCAUGAUCGUUGCUGGCACACACAUUGAGUUAUCCAUCGGCGUGGUCCUUGGCAUUUCAACUAUGGCAGCUGCUGCCCUUGGCAACCUGGUGUCUGAUCUGGCAGGUCUAGGGCUGGCAGGUUACGUGGAGGCCUUGGCGUAUCGGCUGGGAAUGAAGAUUCCUGACUUAAGCCCAAAACAGGCUGACAUGUGGCAGACCAGAGUCAGCUCUCACGCGGGCAAAGCCAUUGGUGUUGGCAUCGGCUGUAUCCUCGGCAUGUUUCCUCUUUUCUUCAUCAAGGACGAUGAUGAGAAGAAAAAAGGCCAGUCGGGAGAAAAGGAGAAGAUUCAACCACCAACAGAGAGCAGCUAAAACUUUAAUCUCGCCGGAGACGAAUACUAUUUGCAAUCCAUUAGAAACUAUAAACUGGGACUGAUUGCGUGGACUGCAGUGUAUGGAAAUGUCAUUGAACCCAUUACAGUCUAAUCACAAGGUACCCAGUCAAACUAUCAAAGGUAUUCUGAAGAGGAUUUUAGAUAUUAUUUGAUUGUACACUUUGAACUUAAGCACAGGGACCUGACCGUCUCUUGAAGAGACAAUUAAUGGUUGAUUCAUUGGACUGCUGCUACUCCAAAUAUUGCACCAAAACCUCACUUUGUCUUGACUGACCGACACGAGCUGAAACAAAUUUAUCUUAAACACACAGCAGUGGCCUCUUUCUCUCCUCUCCUCUGCUCUGAGUCUGUUGAAUAUAUAUAUAUAUAUAUAUUCAUUAUAUAAAUCUCUCACUCUAGAUGCUUAGAUGGCAGGCAAGGGUAAUUGACAGUUUGAGGGCUCACAAAAAUAUCAACAAACUUCGGUACCAAUGCAAGAAGAAAAACACAAGAUCAGAAAAGAAAAUACCGUAAAUGGCAUUUUGACGUUUGUCAGAAAUCCUGAUAACUUAUGGAGGAAGACUGAACAAAGAGGCAUGCCUUGUUUCAGCAGUGUUAAACUAAUUUCUUAUCUGCUUUUGAGAGUGAUGAGCCAAGGAAAGAGGGACAGUUUUGCAUAUAAAGAUGCACCCUUCCACAUCAAGUACAUUACUCUUCGUCUUGCACGCAUGUAUGCCUUUUGAUGAUGUCAGAGUCUUAAAAAGUCCCGCCUGCCUGCCUCAUUCAUAUUCCAUGAUAACCAUUCGGCUGCUCUUUGUGAAAAUGCUCAUUACCUCUUUAGAUUUUUAUGUUUGUUGUUGGUGAUAAACGUCAUAUAGAUCACCCAAAGCAGUAACAUGCACCAAGUGUCUCCCAUGUAUACUGAAUGUAACAAGGUAGGUGCAGUUCAACAAAAUCUUUUAAAGAGGAGUUUGUAACUUUCCUCAGAGGAUGAGACUGUGGCAGAAAGAUAAGAAAUGCCAACACUGAACCACCUGAGUCCUCUGCCCCAUUGGCAUCGACCCUCUGGCUCCAAUACCUGAUGAUUUAUCUCCCCACCAGCCUGCAGCUUAACUACAACACAGCCUCCCCCAUGCUCGGUGAGAUAGCAGCAGGCCUCUAGUCCAGUUUCUGUUAUGUAAGGGCAGCCUGGAAAUACUCUGCUCAGUGGAUAGUUUCAAUUAGAUUUUUGUUAACCGGUUUCCAUUCUGUAAAAAAGCUGUUACUGCUUUAAAUAAGACACAAUUACAUGUUUUCCCAUACCUAAUAAUAUAUUAUAUAGGCUCUGCUGCCCUCUGCUGGCUGACAUUCGGUUUACACCGUAUACUAUACUGUAUAUCAUAGGCAAUUUGCUUUUUCUGUUUAGUAUUGAAGCCCAUCAUUGCCUAGUCACUAGGUUCAUCUGGCUAUAAUUGCUCAUGUUAUCAUUAUAACUAUUGUUCUUAUUCAUUGUUCUUAUUGUUAUACGCAAACCAAGUCAUCAGCCAGACAUGAAAAAUGAAGGCAAAUCCAAAUUCAGCUGUCACUGAUUUCCUAAUUUAUGUUUUGAAUAGUUGUGCGUGUCACCUGCUCAGCACAGGUUGCUCAUGUCUUCAGUAGAACUGAAGACUGUUUGGAGGUUGAAGAAAUGAAAGGAAGCAGCCACGGGUCACUGAAUUGAAUUUCCUUGCAGAAAAUGUAUUUAGAUAUAAGAUAUAAAAUUGUUCUAGUUAUUUAUUAUGUGGGUAACCGUGAUAACAAUGAAGAAAAGAAUUGAACAUAUUUAUGUAGUUAGGAUUUUUGAUCUGAUUGCUUGAUUUCCCCCGUGCAUGCACUGCUAAUAAAAGAAACCCUAUUGUACA